AUGCCAAUAGCAAAAUGCCUGAAGGAUUGCAAAAGAGGAGCUGUAUUUUGCAUGCUAUUUGCUUCCAUCUGCAGAGCCAUUUCCAGACAGAUUCAUUACUCCAUUCCUGAGGAAACCGAGAAAGGCUCUUUGGUGGGGAACAUUGCAAAGGAUCUGGGACUGGAUGCAAAAGACCUUUCAGACCGUGGGAUCCACCUUGUGUCCCAAGGAAGGAGUGAGUAUUUUGCUUUGAAUUAUAAGAAUGGCUAUUUGUACACCACAAAGAGAAUAGACAGGGAAGAGAUCUGUGGUUGGCAGGAGACAUGCAUCUUGAAUGCUGAGGUUAUUGUUGGGGAUUCCAUGAAAGUCUAUGGAGUUGAAGUGGAAAUCAUGGAUAUUAAUGACCAUGCCCCCACUUUCCAGUUAGAAACACUAAUUAUUAAUAUUAGUGAGAACACAGCACUGGGGUCCCGAUUUCCCCUCUACGAAGCUCAAGAUCCUGAUUUUGGGAACAAUUCCCUACAGGGCUACAAACUCAGUAGCAAUUCUUAUUUUUCUCUCAGUGUGCAAAGAGCUGUAGAAGGCAGACACUAUACAGAACUAGUGCUAGAGAGGCCUUUGGACCGAGAGGAUCAAGCCGAUCACAACCUUGUUCUCAUGGCACAUGAUGGGGGAGAUCCUGUCAGAAGUGGCACUGCAAAGAUUCAUGUGGUAGUUCUGGAUGCUAAUGACAAUGCACCUAUUUUUAGCCAGCGUGUCUAUAAAGUGAAUAUUAAGGAAGAUACUCCUGUCAGUACCAUGGUGGUUGCAUUAACAGCUAGUGACAGGGAUCAAGGAACGAACAAAGAAAUAAAAUAUUCAUUACGAAAAAUCUCAUCAAUAGCUUCCCAAAUAUUCCAUUUAGAUUCAAACUCAGGUGAAAUAACUCUUGUUGGGAAUGUGGACUUUGAAGAGACUCCAUUUCAUGAAAUGGAGGUCCAAGUCCAAGAUGGCGGAGGACUGUUGGACAGCGCAACCCUCAUGAUAAUUAUUACUGAUGUAAAUGAUAAUGCACCAGAACUAGCAAUAACGUCUGUCAUCAACUCUGUCCCUGAAGAUUCUCCAGCAGGGACUUCAGUAGCUCUUUUAAAGGUUCAAGACAAAGAUUCAGCAGAGAAUGCAGAAGUCACUUGCUCUGUUCCAGACAACCUCCCCUUCCUACUGACAAAAUCUUAUGAUAAGUACUAUAGUUUGGUUACCUCCAAAACCCUGGAUAGGGAACAGGUAGCCAUCUAUAACAUCACGGUCACAGCGAUGGACCAUGGCACGCCUCCACUUUCUGCAUCUAUUACCAUUCCCCUCAGGAUCUUAGAUACCAACGACAACCCUCCCUUCUUCCCAGAAACUGUUUAUACUUCUUAUAUAAUGGAGAAUAAUCCAAGAGGGGCCUCCAUAUUUUCCCUGAAGGCAGAUGAUCCAGAUUGGGGGGAGAACUCCAGAAUAACAUACUCCAUUGUUGAAGAAGGUGUCAAGGACUCCCAGCUCUCCUCAUGCCUUUCAGUUAACUCUGAGACUGGUGUUAUUUAUGCCCUGCGUUCCUUUGAUUAUGAAGAGUUCCAGCAGAUUGGCUUCCUGGUCAAGGCCCAAGAUGGAGGAUCCCCUUCACUCAGCACCAAAGUCUCAGUGACUCUCUUCAUCUUGGAUCAGAAUGACAAUGCCCCCCAAAUCUUAUACCCUUCUGUCCCCACCGAUGGCUCCACUGGAGUAGAGUUGGCCCCUCACUCCUCAGAGCCUGGAUAUCUAGUCACAAAGGUGGUGGCAGUGGAUGCAGACUCUGGCCAGAAUGCCUGGCUCUCCUAUCAGCUACUCAAGGCCACAGAGCCAGGGCUGUUCUCCAUAGGACUCCACACUGGAGAGAUCAGGACAGCCCGCUUCUUUCUGGACAAGGAUGCUCUCAGGCAAAGCCUGGUGGUUUUAGUGAAGGACAAUGGGCAACCCCCUCUUUCUGCCUCAGUCACGGUCACUGUGGUGCUGGCCGACAGCAUCCCUGAAAGCCUCUCUGAUAUUAGCAGCAUCUCAGCUCCUGCAGACCCCCAGUCGGACCUCACCUUCUACCUGGUGGUUGCUGUGGCUUUUGUCUCCUGCUUGUUUUUCACCUUCCUCCUUGUGUUGCUGGCACUCAGACUUCACAGAUGGAGGAAUUCUCAGUUAUGUGAUUCUGGUAGUGUGACUUUUACUGGAGUUCCAGUUUCACAGUUUAUGGGGAUUGAUGGAGUCCAAGCUUUUCUUCACUCCUACUGUCAUGACUUCUCUCUCACCACGGACUCUCGGAAGAGAAAUUUUGGCUUUCCAAAGGGUAACUCCUCAAAUACUCUGCCCAGUCAACAGCCUUGUGUAACUCCUCAAAUAUUCUGCCCAGUCAACAGCCUUGUGAGAUGA
Gekko japonicus is the source of this 2397-nucleotide messenger RNA. RefSeq names its product protocadherin gamma-A12-like. The coding region runs from base 1 to 2397 and encodes 798 amino acids. The transcript has a single exon. Lineage: Eukaryota; Metazoa; Chordata; Lepidosauria; Squamata; Gekkonidae. The record is from RefSeq and is a predicted model, not a curated record. Gene Ontology annotation, biological process: homophilic cell-cell adhesion. Gene Ontology annotation, molecular function: calcium ion binding. Gene Ontology annotation, cellular component: plasma membrane.